Molecule: messenger RNA, 939 nt
Organism: Rana temporaria (common frog)
Lineage: Eukaryota; Metazoa; Chordata; Amphibia; Anura; Ranidae
Product: oocyte zinc finger protein XlCOF6.1-like
Exons: 2
Coding region: 9-776 (255 amino acids)
Biological process (GO): regulation of transcription by RNA polymerase II
Molecular function (GO): RNA polymerase II cis-regulatory region sequence-specific DNA binding; DNA-binding transcription factor activity, RNA polymerase II-specific
Source: RefSeq, a predicted model, not a curated record
AAGAUCUGAUGAUCAUAAAACCUGAGUGUGACGUAGAAGAGACGUAUGUGAGGGAUGAUCAGCAAUAUAUGGAGGAGACUGGAAUGACGAGGACAUUCAUAGAGGAGGACACUCCUACAGAGAUCAGCACAGGACACGCCAUGGAGAAACCCUCAAAGGAUCGUCUCACUUUAUCUCCAGGUUGUAGAAUGGAAGAUGAGGACAUCACAGGAGAUCACGUGGAGGAAGAAGAGAAAUGUUUGUCACCCGAGUCCUUUCUUUCUGAACAUCAGAGAUUUCACACGAAUGAGAAGAAACAUUUCUGCUCCGAGUGCGGGAAGGGUUUUCCACGAAGAUAUGACUUUAAUUUACAUCUGAGGUCUCACACGGGGGAGAAGCCGUAUCCCUGUCCUCAGUGUGGAAAAUGUUUUUCAAUAAAAUCAAACCGUGCAAAACAUCAAAGAACGCACACAGGUGAGAAGCCGUUUUGCUGCCUUGAAUGCGGGAAAUGUUUUACACAGAAAGCCCAUCUUAUUUCACACCAGAAGUCUCACCCGGGUGAAAGGCCUUAUUCCUGUUACCAGUGUGGAAAUUGUUUCACAGAAAAAUCCGACCUUAUAAAACAUCAAAGAACUCACACGAGUGGGAAGGCAUAUUCCUGCUCGAGUGCGGCAAAUGUUUUUGAAGGAAAUCUGACGUUGUUACACAUCAAAGAUCUUGCACAGGGGAAUAGCGCUGUUCUUGCCCUGAGGGACGGAUAUGUUUUUCUCUCAAGUCCCGUCCUUACAAACUUUUGAGGUCUCGCAUGGGUGGGAAACCACAUUCCAGAUGGGAAAAUAUGUUUUUGGGAGCUGGGUGAGGGUAAUUUUUAUCCAUAAAACCAGUAAUCUCACACGGGGGAGAAGCCGUAUUCCUGCUGCGAGUGUAGGAAAUGUUUUUCACAGAAGUCCUAUCUUCUCA